Temnothorax curvispinosus is the source of this 3605-nucleotide messenger RNA. RefSeq names its product tetratricopeptide repeat protein 37. The record is from RefSeq and is a predicted model, not a curated record. Lineage: Eukaryota; Metazoa; Arthropoda; Insecta; Hymenoptera; Formicidae. Gene Ontology annotation, cellular component: Ski complex. Bases 158 to 3583 code for a protein of 1141 amino acids. The transcript has 12 exons. Gene Ontology annotation, molecular function: protein binding.
UGUGCUCAACGCGGCCAAUUAACUCCAACCAGAGUUUAUAACCUCAAAAAAAAAGAUCACACUGUGAUGGGUUUGAAUUGUGAAAUGUCGAGGGCGAGAGAUUUAUAAAAUCUAAUCUAUUUCAACGUUCGUUUUGUUUAUUUCAUUAAAGAGCAAAAUGUCGGAUGACAUAAAGAUCUUGUUGAAGGAGGCCCGCGAGUCCUUCAAGCAAAAUGAAUAUCUGGAAGUUAUGAAGAAAUGCAAGAAGGUUUUGAAGAAGGACAAGAGCAAUUAUGCGGCGUUGGUUCUGUUAGCACGUUCCAUGCAAGAGGUGGAGGAAUUUAAAUCGCAGGUGUCCUUGGUUCUUCAAAAGGCCGUGGAGGUGCAACCGAAUAAUCCGUUGGCCUGGCAAGGAUUAGCGGCACAUUAUGAGAAGGCUCCACAGGAUCACGACAACUGGAAAAAGUUGGCUCUAGCCUAUUGCAAACUGUUGCAGUUAGAUAGCGACUCUCCUAAGUUCACGCAUUUCGUGAAUAAAAUUUCUGAAAUUAUCUUGCGCAUCAAGAAUGAUGAUGUCUUGUCCGAAGCGUUGAACACAUUGAGCACGUUACGAGAGGUUUCUACCAAAGAGAAGAUCAGUCUGAUCGAUAAGACCCUGGUAUGGGUUUUAUCGGAGUACCCUAAUGAUAGAAUAAACGAGCAUCAGGAGCUUUAUGAAAAUGUGUUGGCGUCUGUAAUAAAAGACGUAGAGCUAAUGAAUAGACAAGAGUAUUACAGGAAAUAUUUAAAAAUGCUGUAUGAUUCAAAUAAAUUUACAGCGUUGUUAGCAGCCGCUCAAGACAUGCAUAUUCAAUUUUCACAGGAUGCUUGUCCUCUAGAAUGGUUGUGCCGUAUCUAUUACGAAAACGCUGCACUGUCUGAAAAUGAACUUGAGAUCGACAUAACUCAGUUUUAUGAGCAGCUUUUGAAGCUUAGUACAAAUUCCGAUGUUGCGCUCAUCGCGAAAGCAGCAUAUUUGAAAAGAAAGGAUGAGUUAAUCGAUUCACGCGAUUGCUUGAAAAAAGUAGUCUCGUUAAAUGCGCAAUCGUUUUAUGCUUGGUUGAUGUUAAGCCAAAUACAUUAUGACCUCUACUGCUGGGAAGAAACUGAGAAUGCUUCUAGAAAAGCGCUACAACUGAUAAAACCCUGUUUAAAGGAUAAAUUUCAACAGGGAAUCGAGUUGAAGUUGCUUGAAGCGAUAAGCAGAAGUAGCGACAAAGAAAAAUUGGUGGAAGCGCGUCAGAUGUGCGAAGAGCUGUUAAGCAUUGAGCCUUCCAUACAAUUGCGAGUGAUACAUGCACGCACAAAUAUAUUACUGGAUGAACCAGAUGUUACUGCUAUAAUAAAUAACUUGGAAUCUCAGGACGAAACUAAGCUCCAAGCUUUUGUUCUCAAAGGGUUGCAUCUAAAAGAGCACAAACAGUAUCAGGAAGCUAUAAACAUUCUCGAGCUAGCUUUAGAAAAUUCUGAAGCUUGGUUGCUGUUUGGUAAAAUAUAUUGGGAUACGGAAGACUACAACAGCAGUCUGGUGGCAUUUUUAAAUGGCGUACAAGCGGAUCGCAAUAAUUGGGAAUGCAUGCUUUACUUAGGACGUUAUUACCGUGAACAUAGUAACGACAUAGAACGUUCAAGGAAAUGUUAUCACACCGCGUUGCAAAUCAAUCCGAAUUCCGAGGAAGCUGGUAUUGGAUUGAGCACAGCUUAUCGUCUUCUCAAGGAUACCGCUGCCAAUAUCCGACUGUUACACAGAGUAACUAAGCAAGGUACUGGACCGAGAUGGGCUUGGCUCCAACUGGGUUUGCAUUACUUGGAUGAAGGUGACGCGGGGCAAGCUAUUACGGCAUUACAGCAUGUGAUCAGAGCCGAUCCUAAUGACAAUCACAGCUGGGAAUCUCUGGCGGAUGCGUACUUAGCACGCGGUGCUCACACAUCGGCACUGAAAUCGUAUCAACGUGCGCUACAGUUGAGCCCAGGAUCCUUGUAUCCCAUGAUACAAUUAGCAAAUAUCAAACUACUCAUUGGUCAACAUAAAGAAGCCAAAGAAGCCUUCGAGAGUAUAUUGCAGAACGAUGAACGGCACAUUCUUGCAUUGAAGGGUCUAGCACAAGCGUGUAUAGGUUUGGCAAAGGAAAAUAUAGCGAAACAAUUUCUAUGUCGUGCGAGGGAAAAUCUACAACAAGCAGCAGACAGUUUGGUAGAUGUUAUUAUGAUACGUAAUGAUCUACUUUGCAAUUACAAAUUGCUGGGAGAUGUAUGCUAUAGAAUAGUCACUCUGCCAGAAAAGUAUUGCUAUUUAAGGAUUAAGCAAAAGGCUUUCUCUUUGGCGAUGAUGAAUUGCGACAGUACUGAAAAAUAUGUGAAUAUUAAAGGAGACGAGAUACUCAUGUUGUCAAUAGGGUAUUUUAGCCGGAUAAUAUCCAUGCAAAAUUCUGCAUCGUUAUGGCAUGAUUUAACCUGCUGUUAUUUGAUGCAACUAAAUCGCGCUACUACAGUAAACAAGAACGAUGUGGCGACUAAGUGCUAUGAAGCUGCAAAACGUUCCAUUAAACUCUGCCCGCAAUCGUGGCUACAUUGGAAUAUUCUGGGUGUUAUUUGUAUGUCAGUGUAUGUAAAAAAUUAUGCUCUGGCUCAGCAUUGUUACGUUAUGGCGAUCGAAAGAGAGUCAAACAAUGCAACAGCUUGGAGCAAUUUGGGAACAUUAUACUUGUAUCUAGGAGAUAUCUAUAAAGCGAAUGAAGCAUUUUCUCGAGCGCAACGUGCGGAUCCUAGUUACGUGAAUAGCUGGGUCGGACAAGGAUUAAUCGCGGAAAAGAUCCUGAGGAAGGAAGCGAUGGAUCUGUUUCGGCAUUCGACGCAACUGGGUUAUCACAAUCAAGCGGCUUUAGGCUAUGCUCAUUGGGUGCUUACUACUCUCCUGAGUCCCGCAAUGAAGAAAGAUCCACUGUUGAUUUAUUUUAUCGAGAACAUGCACGCGAUACCUGCAGCAUCUGACGUUCUCACUUGGUAUUUAGAACGCGAGCCGUAUGAUGUUUAUGCCCUGAAUACCCAUGGCUUAUUAUUGGAACGGCUGAAAUUAUACAACACGGCGGCUAAACAAUUUGCCAUGGCUUUAAAACUGAGCGAGGAUGAAGAAAGAGAUAUGAUAUCCAUAAACUUGGCACGCAUCCUGAUUCAAACCGGAAAGUACAAAGAAGCGGUGGGAUUGUGCAAACAAGUGAAAUGCGCAAAUUUCAAUUCUCAGUGCCAUCUUGCAUUAUCCUUAUUCAAAGCCAAGCAGUACGAAGAAUCGUACGAUACAUAUGAAGCAGCUUUACAUUGGCUAGCAGACACUAGUGCAGAUAAAGCGAAUAUCUUGUGCGCGAUGGCCACGAUCGCUUACAUGUUCCAAGGGGCAGAUGCUGUCAAGACCCUGCUAUUCCAAUGUAUACAAAUAAAACCGCCUAUUGUGGCUGGUUUCUUAGCGACUGCCGCGUUAGGAAUUUUACAUGACGACGUUAAUUUGACUUCUUUGGUACUGAACGGUAAAAAGUAUAAUAAAUCUAAAUUAACUAGAGUAAUUUUAUAAGUUCCUUAUUGAAUCUUACUGU